Messenger RNA from Rosa rugosa (rugosa rose), 1233 nucleotides. RefSeq lists its product as uncharacterized. The record is from RefSeq and is a predicted model, not a curated record. The transcript is spliced from 2 exons. Lineage: Eukaryota; Viridiplantae; Streptophyta; Magnoliopsida; Rosales; Rosaceae. Bases 1 to 1233 code for a protein of 410 amino acids.
AUGAACAAUUUGUGGGAUCAAAUUCGACGGUCUCAGGAUGAAGAUGAUGAAGAGAUGAUGGCCACCAACGCCAUUGUCAUGGCUGCAGUCGCAGAAGAAUCUGGAAACCAACACCGAGGGCACGGUUCUCAUCCGGGUCGUGCACCAAAUGAGGAACGAUUUAGAGAAGAAAGGGGCAAAGGUAUGUUGGCCGACUACUUUGUCGACCGGCCAGUGUUCAAAGAUCCGGAUUUCCGAACACGUUACAGGAUGAGUCUCAAUCUCUUCAUGCGUAUAUCUACUGACCUUUGCCAGUAUGAUCGUUACUUUGUUCAAAGGUCAGAUGCUACCGGCAAAGUCGGACUGCUUCCGGAGCAGAAGAUGACAGCUGCCUUACGAAUGCUUGCUUACGAAUACCUCCGCGCUCCUACUGCAGCCGACCUCAGACGACUUCUUGCCAAAGCUGAGAGGAGAGGUUUUCCAGGAAUGAUUGGGAGCAUCGACUGUAUGCAUUGGCAAUGGAAGAAUUGUCCGACAGGUUGGGCUGGAGAAUAUAGUGGUAGGAAACAGAUCCCCACUAUCAUCCUGGAAGCAGUCGCAUCUUACGACACCUGGAUUUGGCACGCAUUCUUUGGAAUGCCCGGGGCAUGCAACGACCUGAACGUCUUGGCAAAGUCUCCGUUGUUUGAUGAGCUUACCGCCGGUAGAGCACCUCUGAUCCAAUUCCAAGUUAACAACAGAGCUCACAAUCUAGGGUACUAUCUCGCAGACGGUAUUUAUCCUCGAUGGGCGACUUUCUUGAAAACUGUUCGAAAUCAUACACGCCCCAAGGAAAUCGAGUUUGCAAAGGCUCAAGAGGGGUAUAGGAAAGAUGUAGAGAGAUGUUUUGGUAUAUUACAGUCACGGUUUGGCAUUGUUAGAGGAGCUGCUCGUGGGUGGCAUAAAGAGGACCUUCGAUACAUUAUGUUGACGUGUAUUAUAUUACACAACAUGAUUGUCGAAAAUGAACGACCUGAAGACAGCGAUGAUGAGUUGGAGUCCGAUGAUGAGGAGGAUAACAAUAUGAGGCCCAGGAUUGCUGAGGUAUGGGAGGGACCAACCGGUAGAGACUUUGAUCCUGUUGGUAGAGAUGCUCAUCAUAUGAACGGAUUCAUGGACCGCUACCAACAAAUUAGAUCUGAGCAGAGUCACUCCAACCUUCAGGAAGACCUCAUUCAACACUUUUGGGAAUUUCAAGGCAAUAGGAGUAUCUAG